Molecule: messenger RNA, 1047 nt
Organism: Prorocentrum cordatum
Lineage: Eukaryota; Dinophyceae; Prorocentrales; Prorocentraceae
Source: the annotation of a GenBank genome assembly
AUGAGCCUUGACAAGGGCUACGUGUCCCCGUACCUCGUCCUGGACGCCGCCAACCCGGCGGCGAAGCAGUGGGAGGCCAGCGGCGCGCUGGUCUUGGUCACGGAUCAGAAGUUGUCCUUCGCGCAGAAGGAGCUCAUCCCCAUCCUCACGCUCGCGAAGCAAACCGCCAAGCCCCUGCUGAUCAUCGCGGACACGAUCGAGAAGGAGGUGCUAGCGACUCUCAUCCUCAACAAGCUCAGGGGCAUCGUGGACUGCUGCGCCAUCCAGGCCCCAGGUUUCGGGGACAACCGCAAGGCGAUUCUGCAGCUCGGGCUCAGCCUGGAGAGCGUGCAGCUCGAGGACUUCGGCCAGGCCAGGCGCGCCACGGUCAAGAAGGACUCCACCACGAUCGUGGCCGACGCGCCCAAGGAGGCGCUGGAGGAGCGCUGCCAGCAGAUCAGGGCACAGAUCGAGGAGACGAAGAGCUCGUACACGAGGGAGCAGCUCGAGAAGCGCCUGGCGAAGCUCGUCGGCGGCGUGGCCAUCGUCAGGGUCGGCGCCACCACGGAGACGGAGCUCAAGGACAAGAAGCUGCGCCUGGAGGACGCCAUCAACGCCACCAGAGCGGCGGUGGACGAGGGGGUGCCCAGGGGGGAGAGCUCCCGCCAUGCUUCGCCAUCCGGCCGCCCCUCCAGUCCCCCAUGCGCGCCCGUCCCGGUCUGGGGGGGUAUCCGCCCCCUUCCCCCCCCGUCGCCGCCUCUCAUCUCGCCUUUUCCCUCCCCCUCCCCCUCCCCCUCCUCCUCCUCCUCCUCCUCCUCCUCCUCCUCCUCCUCCUCCUCCUCCUCCUCCCACCGGCUCCCUCCGCGCGCCUGGAGAGCAGCCAGACGCUCGGCUGCCGAGGCGGCGCCGAGGGCGGCCGCGCCGCGGCCGCCCGCGCCUCGCAGGUGGAGGAGGAGAAGGAGGAGAGAGAGAGCCCCCCUUGAACGAAGGAUUGCAAAAAAAACCAAGGACUGCAACAAAAACCGAAGGAUUGCAAAAAAAAACCGAAGGAUUGCAAAAAAAACCUAG